CGUGGAGGCGCGCGCCCGUGCCCACACCCGGCAUGGCGGCCGGCAGCUUCGGCACCACUGUCGUUUCGUCCGCUGGCGGCAGGGAGCGGGCGCUCGGCUUCCCGUACCCGACAUGGCCGCCAAGGGGGCCCGGCAGCGGCUGCGGGCUGGAGGUUGUGGGGAGUCGGCCCGGCCGCGGCCUGAGGCCGCGGAGGAGGCGCGCCUGGAAUCAUCUGGGAGCAAAGCAGGACAAGUUUGGGCCCCUGAAGGAUCAACAGCUUUCAAGUGUCUCAUCUCAGCCAGGUUCUGUGCAGCUCUCUUAAGCAACAUCUCUGAUUGUGAUGAGACAUUUAACUACUGGGAACCGACACACUACCUCGUUUAUGGAAAGGGGUUUCAGACAUGGGAAUACUCUCCAGCCUAUGCUAUCCGCUCCUAUGCUUACCUGUGGCUUCAUGCCUUACCAGCCUUGUUCCAUGCUAAAGUUCUACAAACUAACAAGGUUCUCAUCUUCUAUUUCCUCCGAUGCUUCCUGGCCUUCCUGAGCUGCAUUUGUGAACUCUACUUCUACAAGGCUGUGUGCAAGAAGUUUGGGCUACAUGUGAGCCGGCUGAUGUUGGCCUUCUUAGUACUCAGCACUGGGAUGUUUUGCUCAUCUGCAGCUUUCCUCCCAAGCAGUUUCUGCAUGUACACCACAGUGAUUGCCAUGACUGGCUGGUAUAUGGACAAGACCUCUGUAGCAGUGCUGGGGGUGGCCGCUGGAGCCCUUCUAGGCUGGCCCUUCAGUGCAGCUCUUGGGCUUCCUAUUGCCUUUGACUUGUUGAUACUGAAGCAGAGGUGGAAAAGUUUCCUAAACUGGUGUGUGGUGUCAUUGAUCCUGUUUUUGGUGCCCGUGGUAGUUGUCGACAGCUAUUACUAUGGGAAGCUGGUAGUUGCACCUCUCAACAUUGUUUUAUACAAUGUCUUCACCUCUCAUGGACCUGAUCUCUAUGGUACAGAACCCUGGUCCUUCUAUUUUAUCAACGGCUUUCUGAAUUUCAACGUGGCAUUUAUUUUGGCACUGCUUGUGCUGCCACUGACUUGUCUCAUGGAGUGUCUGCUUCAGAAAUUUCAUGUUCAGAAUCUGGGCCGUCCCUACUGGCUGACACUAGCUCCUAUGUACAUUUGGAUCAUGAUUUUCUUCAGUCAGCCCCACAAAGAAGAGAGGUUUCUCUUUCCCAUCUAUCCCCUCAUCUGUCUCUGCGGUGCUGUGGCUCUGUCUGCUCUUCAGAAAUGUUACCACUUCAUAUUCCAGCGCUACCGCCUGGAACACUACACAGUCUCGUCAAACUGGCUGGCUCUGGGGACUGUCUUUCUCUUUGGCCUUUUGUCAUUGUCACGCUCUGUUGCCUUAUUCAGAGGCUACCAUGGGCCCCUGGACCUGUACCCAGAAUUUCACAGGAUUGCUACUGACCCAAGUAUUCACACUGUGCCGGAGGGGAGACCCAUUAAUGUCUGUGUGGGAAAGGAGUGGCACAGAUUUCCAAGCAGCUUUCUCCUGCCAGAUAAUUGGCAGCUCCAGUUCAUCCUGUCAGAAUUCAGGGGCCAGUUACCAAAACCAUUUGCCAAGGGACCAAUGGCCACAUGGAUCAUUCCCACUGACAUGAACGACCAAAACAAGGAAGAGCCAUCUCGAUAUACUGACAUUUCCAAAUGCCACUAUCUGGUGGACUUGGAUACAGCAGCUGAAACCCCAAGGGAGCCAAGGUAUUCCUCCAACAAAGAAGAGUGGGUAACCAUUGCCUACAAGCCAUUCUUAGAUGCUUCCAGAGAAUUUCUGUCCUUUGAGACUGCAAACUUGGUAGUACUGUCUCCAAAAUCCCCUCUGACAGAACAAAUCCCUCCCAGCAAACCCUUUAGCCUCACCUGCCUUGUGACUGAGACCUACUUCAAAAACAGGGAGAAGGGCACUACUGAAAACAAAAUGCAGCGGCUGAUCCUGGCUCCAAACACCCUGGGUGCUUGAACUGCCUGUUGGCAG
Harpia harpyja (harpy eagle) is the source of this 1999-nucleotide messenger RNA. RefSeq names its product ALG9 alpha-1,2-mannosyltransferase (gene ALG9). Gene Ontology annotation, molecular function: alpha-1,2-mannosyltransferase activity. The record is from RefSeq and is a predicted model, not a curated record. Lineage: Eukaryota; Metazoa; Chordata; Aves; Accipitriformes; Accipitridae. Gene Ontology annotation, biological process: protein N-linked glycosylation. Gene Ontology annotation, cellular component: endoplasmic reticulum membrane. The transcript is spliced from 15 exons. The coding region runs from base 113 to 1984 and encodes 623 amino acids.